AUGAUUGUCACUUGGGGUAAAGAAGCAGCAAAUCAGUCAGAAUCAGCUAUACAGGGCCAGAAUGUCUCAGAAGAACUUCUAGAUGAGCAUAUAGAAACAAGGUUCAGAAAGGCCAAGCAGUAUUUUGAAGAAGCUUUCGAAAAUGCGGAUGAAGAAAAACUACAAAGUUCCCUCACAGUCUUUAAUGAGCUCUUUGCUAAUGAAAGGCUUCAGGCUUGCAGGACUGAGAGACACAAGACUAUCUUAUUUGAGAGUAGUUUUCAUUUAGCAGAAAUUCAUCAAGAAAAGAGGAGUAUCAGCCAAGCACUAAAGUAUUACUUCAAAUCUGUCCAGAUUAGAGGAAAUCAUAUAGAAAGUUGGACAAAAAUGGGGGAUUUGUUUUACUCACAAGAUUCCGUUGAUAAGCCACAUAUGAAGAAGAAGGCUCUCGAUUGCUAUCUCAAAGCUUUAGAAGCAAAUGAAUCUCCUGAUAUCAAUAACAGUCUAAUUCAAAAGAGUUCUGGAGUUGGGACUAUCUCAUCAGCUCCUUACAACAAGACAAUGUUCUUCUACAUUAUUCAAAAGCUAUGUGACAUCUACUUCCUAGAGGGAGAGCACUAUAAAUGCAGAAAGAUGCUUGAGAUGUAUCUAAAGAGACAUCCAAAUGAUACAGAAUAUCUUCUGCUCCAAUCAUUCCUUCAUAGACUCAACAGUGAUGAUGACAAAUACUUAAUUGCGAAAGUAUGAAAGUUAAAGAAUAAUCAGCCCUUCGACUAUUUCUCGGUACCUAUAAUUAAGAAGUUCAUGAUGAAUAUAAAGCCUCCACAAGGCCUUUUCGAUCAUAAGACAAGGGUGUUUACAAGGACUCCGGUUCCUCAUCAAACUAACCAGACUUCAACUCUUAUCAUCAAAAAGCUUAAUAUCAGAGGGCUAAAUAAAUUUAUUUGAGAUCUUGAUGACCUUGUCUCUAAAAUUUGUCCAUAUUGUGAAGAGUUCAACAAGAUUCUUGAGCCAAAACAAAUUGAGUUCAUCAAGGCAGACAUCAUCAAGGAACUUAAGGAUAAUAAGCUCAUCAUAGAGUUUCCUAAUGCUGAUUUGAAAGAUCUUGCCAGUUGUGUAGAUACAAAAGUCAACAAGAUUUACCAAGUAGAAUUUGAGAAGGAGCUCACAGCAGUCCAAACCAUUUCUGUUUCAAACUCGACUUCCAAAGAUGUCUACUCAGGUUUGAAAAAGAGGUCAGCAAAAAGGAGAUCUAAUAUGCACAAAAGUGACUCACAUCAGUGGGAAACAGAAGCUCUCCCAAACCAAAGAGACGCUGAAAUCAGGAAUAUCUUCACUAACAAAAUGAGAAAGUACUUAGACAGAAUCAAAAGUGAAAUUGCACCUAUUUCCUAUAACGACCUGAUCCUCACAAGGGAUCUUAACAAGUCUCAGCAUUCUCAGGAGCAUGAGGAUCCAAACACGACUGAGGAGAAUAUAUAAAAUCAAGAGAGUCUUUAAGAAGCAGAGGUGCUUCUAAUGCUGAAGAGGAGAAAAAGAGCUCUAUGGAGACCCGCCCUAAGAAAAAGAGAGGCCCUAAACCAAAGAAGGAGAGUGUCUAUAGUAAGAUAUAUGAGAGUGAAGAAAAUGUUCACAAGCUCCUAGUCAGUCUCUUUGAGAUAAUUAACAGCAUGAAUGGAUAUAAUCUCUAUGACUUUAUUCUAAAUUUUCUUGAGUUUCCAUUGAGAAAUAGCUAUGAAGCUCAGAAAUUAAUUUACACCCCAAAUAGUCUCAACUUCUAUAAUUUGUUCCAGAAGGUAUAUAUUACCUUAAACGAUUGGGAGAAGAGUCUUCCCUUGGAGAGUUUGGUGUUCCUCACCGAGAUCACCUGCAGAAACAGUGAUUAUUACUAUGGAUAUUUCUUCAUUAGAGAUAAACUCUUUGAUUGUAUCCAAUUCUAUAACCCAAAGAUCUUGCAGAGUCAGAAUUUCAGUGAGUCUUUACAAGUAAGAAUCUGAUAUCUUCUCUCAAAGUACUUCAAAGAUGUCACCCACCAAAAGAUAGAGGCAGUUGAACUUAUCGAAAAAGCUCAGAAAUUAUUAGAAAACAUUAAGAAGAGGGUCAUCCAAGGUACUGAGGAAUAUGAAGAGUCAGAGUAUGAGUCUAUAGUUCUUCCAUGGGUCUCUUUCCAAGAAUGAAUCACUCAGGAGAAACUCAUCUCUCUUUGGAAAGAUCUAGAAAUGGAAGUGGACAUCCUUUUCUUCGUUAAGCCAAGUUUGAAAUCUGAGGAAAAUACCCUUCUUGAAAAGCUCAAUCAAAUUCUCAAGCAGAAGCCAUCCUUGGUCGAAGAAGAUCUCCCUGUUCGUAAGGAGCUUGAUGAAAAUAACGAUCCAAAAGCUCAAAUAGAGUUUAAUUCCUUAGAGUUAGACAAUGAAAAUCCAGAAGAAUUGGAGAAAAUCAAGGAUCAGUUCGCGAAAAUUUUCUCUACUCUCAAAUAAAUAUAAUGGAGAACUCUUUAAAAAGACGAAUAGGUUUAGGUAUCUCGAAAUUCACAGCAACGGUGGGCUGGACAAGGACAUCACCAUAUAUCUAGCUCAAGGAUUCCCAUUUGAAUUCUUUGAAUCAGCACAAAUCGACCCCAUAGAAGCCAAAAAGAAAUUACAAGUAUGGGCUUCAGGCAAAAAUAUUGAUGCAAUUGAUGAUAGCGAUGAAUCUGACUAUUCCAUGAACAGUGAUGAUGAUCUAUCAGAUCAAAAUAAGGAUGAAAGUAAACUAGAAAGCAGCCAAGACAGUGAACUCGAAAGCAACCAAGAAAGUCACCCUAACAAGCUCGAAGAUAGUAAGGAAGAAAGCAAUGAAGAGAGUAAGGAGCAAAGCAAAGAAGAAAGCAUGGAGACUAGCAAAGAAGAACCUAACAACACUGUAUCAAAUCUGGAUAAAGACAAUGAUGCAAAGGAAUCUAAAGAACAAAAAGAUCCUGUAAAAGCAACUAUUGAGUCUAAAGAGGAAUCGUCAAUGGAAUUAGCAUCUAGAAAUCCACUUAAUGAAGAAGAUGAAGAUGAAGGGGAGAGUGAUAGCUCCAGCAACGAAGAUGAAGAUAGCAAAGAUACUUCAGAGGAACUAAGUCAGGAAGUUGAACUAAAGUUCACAAAGAUUGAAAGUGAAAGACUCCUAUCACUCGGCUUGUUCUUCCUUAAGAGUAUGUUCACAAUGAUAGAGGAUGAGUCAGGCAAUGUUAAAGACGACCAAAGCUUUGACAGCUGACUGAAAUAUUGUAGAAAAAUCUUUAAAGGAGUAGAUUUCAAUGGGUUUGCAGCAAUGUUCAGGUACCUCUUAAUCAAAAUGGAUAUACUCAGAGUCGAGAACUCUAGAACUCAUACUUCAAUCCAUAACUCAGAUUUUUACAAAAAGCUGAACAAUAAGCUGGUUUACAUAAUCAAAGAUGGCUUCAAUAGAUGUGAUUUCUACUACAGCCAAAUUAAGGAUUGGUUUGAUGACAAGUGCAUUACUCAAGAGAAACUGUUUAUGAACUUUUCUGAAGAAGCCCCAAUUGAAGCAAAGGUCUCUCUUUACAAAAAGAGGGUUAUCAUUUACAGGCAAAUGAUCAAUUUGUUGGUAAACUACAUAAACCCACAAAACUUGGCAAAUAUUGUAACCUCUGGGCCUUUGAAUGGCUUUAAUGUAGUACUCGGAAUGCUUAUCAGACUCCAGCUGAUCAUUGCCUAUAUGGAAUGGUACAUUAAGCUAGCUAAUAGCAAUGACCCAACUUCUAAAGCAAGUAAGGAUCCUUCUCUAGAUGAAAUAAGCAGGCUUCAAGGAUUCUCUGAUUAUCUUAAAAUGCUUCAUUAUAUUGACCAUAUGUGUAAUCAAUCAACGGAGAUUAUUGGGAACAGCUACCCACUCUUUGUAGAUCAGUACUUUUCCCUAAACUUUCCUCUUAUAUGGUAUUUCAUGAACAAUUAUCCUAACCUUUAUCCAAACAUGAAUACUUUACUUUGGAGGCAGAUGAAGCAAGUAUAUGGUAUUGAUAUGUCCGGAUACGAUGAUUCCAGCAGCGAUAAAGAAACUCCAAUCAAGCAAGAGUCUGAAAAAUUCUGGAUCAACCAAAAAGAAACUAAAGAAAUUGAGCGCAAUCUUCAAUCUAUGGACCAAAUUUCUACUGUUUCUCCAGCUAGGUCACGAAUCCCAGAUUUAUUUGAUCUGACAAAAAUACUCAAAAUAAUUAUAAAACACCCUGUCUACAAGAUUUUCAAGUCCGAAGACUAUGAAUCUAUUGCUAAAGUCCUUCACAAAAAUUCAAGCCUGAAGAGCUUCCUGUAUCGGAUAAACAAAAGGAUCUCUCACUGCACGCUCAUGCUUUUCCAGAGCAAUUUCUUCUCUAAGAAUAAACUCCAUUAUGAUGCAAUGAGUAUCCCUCAGAAAGCACUAAACGAGGGAAUCAUGACCAAAGUGCUCGGCUUUAAUGAGAGGUGCAACACAGAAAUUUUUGAGAGAAUUGAAAACUGUUUCUGUAUGGAAGACCAAAACAGCUUCAACUGUUUCAGUCAUGAUUUUCAUAUCUUCGCAUGUGAGGCUUUCUUUAUAUAUCUGAAUACGGUGUUUGCUACAACAGUGACUCAAAGUGAGGAGGAGACAAAGGUUUAUAAUUCUGUAUCACCUUCGUUUCCUUAUAUCCCCUCUGUUCCUACAAGGUUUGAAAACCUACAGAUUGAAGGAGCCAUAAAGAACGAUCCCAUGAAGACUUUAGAAUUUCUCAUUGAAAUUGACUUGUUCUUUAAUCCCUGUUCUUACCAUUCUUGCCAACUCAGUGCAUAUCUGAGGGGUUACAAUUUCUCUAAAGCAGUAGAGAGUGGAUACACUCGAGGUCUGAAGAAGAUCGUCAAUGUGAAAGAAGAACUAGCAUUUAGACAGACUAUCUUCAGCUGAGCUUAUGGCAUCUACAACAGUAUCUGUCAUAUCAUUGUCAAUGGAGGUAUUACAGAGCAAGAGAAGAAGAGUUUUGACUUCCAAAUUCCCAGAAGUGAAUGGUUCUUCAGAAUAGACAACCUAAACAGAUGGUUUGAUUCCAACCCAACAAAAGAACUCACAGAUUUGCUAUUACUUCUUAUUAGAACAAUCAAGUUUUAUAUGAUCUCCAGAUUUGAAGGCAAGGAAUAUGACAUUAUUGCAACCAUUGAAGAGAAUAAGCUGAGAAAUCUCCUGAUCCUAACUUGUCUAUGAUACUUAGUCAUUGCAGGUUAUAGCCAGCUAUGAAAAAUUGAAGGUAGACUAAAGUCUGCCACUUUGAUUAUGGGAAAUAGUGUUGGAAGAUACCUCAUGGCUCUUCACCAAGAUGAUUGGAUUAACUAUGAAGUUUUCGGAUUUCCUAAAACUGAACAAACUAUUGAGGACAAAGAACUAAUGGAGUUCAGACUCAAAAAGUCUCUUAAAGAAACAGAGAAGCAUUAUACUACUCUUUGGAAAUAUCUCGAAAGAUUAACAGUUGAAGACGGAUUCUCCUGGGAAUCAAUGACUCCAAUACCCUUUAUUAUUCUCUCUCAAAGCUUAAGUGAGCUUGAGGAUGGGCUCACGAAAUAUUCCUUUGACUUACAGUUCCUUCAUGAGGUAGGAAAGAAGGUAUUCCAAUCAUGAGUAGUCCAAAAGAAAGGAGCUAAAUAUAAAGAAAGAUACUCUGUAACAGUUCUGAGCAACCUCUUCGUCCAAGAAUGCCACAGUAUUGCAAAGAUAUUCAAUAAGCAUUUGGAUGAAUAUGAAUUUAAAUCUGAUCUUACUGUGCAAGAAGGGUUUAAAACUAUGAACACUUGCCUUACUGAUGCUAUGAUACAAGAAGAUAUCUUGGGUCCACGUGAUGGAACUCUAAUCAAUACCAUACAAACUGUUAAAGCAAACCUUGAGUUGAUAGAGAUCUAUCUUCAGAAGAACAAUUACGAGAAUAAGCCAUUUGUUCAGGCCAAGGUUUACCAGACUUUCUGUAAAUUUGCCUUAAUCACCAAAAUCCCAAACUAUUUAGAGUUUUGUAAAGCCAGAAUCCUGAGUUUAUACUCCAAAGCCCUCAUAAACCUUGAAAAUGAGAUAUGUGACUUUGAAUUUGACCAUUUCUAUGGGUCAACCUUAGGAUCAGCUAUAAUGACUAUCUCAGAUAGAAUGGAAAUGAUCGAAACUUUCUGUGAUAUCUGAGUCACCGUUGGAGACUACCAACUCCUUGACAAAUUUAACAAAGGAUUCAAGAGCAGAUGCAAAGAAGAUACUGAUAAGGCCAAUCAAGCUCUCUCUAAAACUGCUGGUGGACUUAAGAUCGAGAGGAAAAUUCAAAAGAUGGCUGCAUUUUCUUCAAUAAGAGCUCUCAGGACAUGUGUUGAUCUAGAGUACAAGGAAUAUAUGACUCCGAAGAAAACUUCAAAAAGUGGUCCAAGAAGGGAUCCGAAUCAGGAGCAUGCUACCAAACCCAGAGACUUAGUCGGACGUGAAAAAGUCCCUGAGUUACUAAAAGAUACUUUCACUAUUUACCAAUUCUACAAGAACUCCCCUGGAGGAUUAGCCGGCAAAGGAAAAUCUAUUCUCAAGAAUGAAGAAAAGGAACUUCUUUUCGAAUGAGUCUUCAAAAUGAGAAUAAUCCAUGAAGGAAUGGUCAACCAAAAUUUACUCACUAUUACUGACAAAGAGGUUGCCAUUGAAGCUCUCAAAGAUUGUGAGGAAUGGUUUGCGAGCUAUAACAAAACCUUCAAGACCAUCAAAUUAGAUCAAUACAACAAAGAGAAUGCAAAGAUAUUUUAAGAAGAAUAU
Moneuplotes crassus is the source of this 6741-nucleotide messenger RNA. The record is from the annotation of a GenBank genome assembly. Lineage: Eukaryota; Ciliophora; Spirotrichea; Euplotida; Euplotidae.